AUGUCACCCGUCUACUGCGAGUACUGGCAACGGAAGCGUGUUUAUGGGACCCGCUCCACCACAGCUGUAAACGCUUCCCAUUUCGAGCAGUAUUGUUUUGAUGAACACAUACAAUCAUCCACCACCACCGCACUUUUGGUUCCUUCUCUUCCACCCUUUCAUUAUCGUUUAUGGCAUCCAAUGUCCAACCCUAUCGCAGACAACCUCGACUACUUUACUCAACAGCAGGAAACCAGUGCCUCGUCAAAUAAACCGUUUAAUCAACAUGAAUAUCAUCUUUCGUUGAGACACCACCACCAUACUCGAUUGCAACAAGGCGAUUCCAUUUCUUCUCCCUCUUCUCCCAAUGAAGCAAUGCAAGAUUACUCGCCAUUCGCAUUCCGUCGACCCGAUCCCUCGUUAUGGCAUUCGUUCGUACGUCGCAUGUCUGGUGUGGUUCCUUUUCCUUCCACUAUGCCUGAGCAAGACGACGAUGAUGAUAACAUAGCACCAGCACCCUAUUCAGAAUACACAUCCCCAUUUGGCACAGCAGCACAAUAUCGACCACCACCCAUGCUAGGAGAGGAUGAUAACCUGCCAUCCAUGGAAGAGGUUGUCAACGAAGGGAUUCGUGCAGCAACAUCGGCAGAACUCAAAGAGAACUACUUUGAACACCCUUUCGAGUCUGAUACAAGUGCCCCUGGAUCAGCAGAACUUCCGCCUACAGCACCAUGGGACACUCGACCUAUCAAUGAAGGAGUCGCUGAUGCAUUCGAAAAGUACGAUGAAGAAUUGCUUACCAAUUGGAAGCAUACACCAUCUCAUGAGAAUCUGGCACAACAUCUCAAGAUAUCGCUCAAGGAACCUGAUUUGGAUCCAAAGAAGGAGGCUGAUAAGGAAUCGGACAAGGACAGACGCAGUAUGCAUCGCAUUGACCUGCAAUAUGGUGAAAUCAAGUGGACAGUGGUGCGCUCCAAUGUGGAUUUCUAUUACCUUGAUAUGCGAAUUGGCAUGUCCAACAAGUUUCGAGGCGGCUCAUUUGGCAAUAGUCAAGAUGUACGACCCCCUUUCCCAGCUGGUGUACGUGUGGUGGCUAAUCGUACAUUGGCAUCGAUGAUGCUCAAGGAAAACGACAAAGAAGAGGAGCUACUCAAACGUAGAAGCGAGCUUGAGCAAUAUCUACGCGAAUUAGUACGGCGAUCCAAGGCGGAAUUUCAUCAUGAGCUAUCCGAGUUCCUCGAGAUCAGUGAUAUCAGCAUUGUCAGGGAUAUGGGAUGGAAAGGAAAAGAAGGCUUUUUUGAGUAUCGAGAGGUGCCCACUUCGGCCCUGGUGCAUAAGAUUCGGCGUACCAAUUGGACAAAGCAAUGGAUUAUCAUACGAGACUCAUACAUUGCCUUUUGCAAGGAUGUCCAUUCAAGGGUGCCCACUGAUGUACUCUUUUUUGAUACGGCGCUCAAAGUCAAUCAGGAUUUUGGAUUUGCACGCAUCCACAAUUAUCACGUGAGCUUAUCCAAUGCCACACGUCGUCUUGAAUUCAAAGGAAAGGCAGCCGAGGGAUUAUACGAAAGCUUGAAAAAGGUUCGAAGUGAAAGCCCGUGGGUAUCAGGACAUCGAUACAAAUCAUUUGCACCCAUGCGGCUUAACGUCAAGGCGAGGUGGUUCGUGGAUGGCCAUGAAUACUUUGAAGCUGUCGCUGAUGCAAUAUUGUCCGCCAAAUCAGAGAUAUACAUUGAGGAUUGGUGGUUGUACUUACGGCGACCUCCCAAAGGGAACGAAGAAUAUCGAAUCGAUCGAAUACUCAAGAGAAAGGCUGAAUUGGAUGGCGUCAAAAUCUACAUUGUUAUAUACCGAAGCAUGGCAGUAGCAUUACCACUCGAUUCCCAACACACGAAGAAUUGGAUGCAAAACGUCCACCCAAACAUCAUUGUAUUGCGACAUUCGAAUAUAGCAACAUCACCAUUUUGGGCACAUCAUGAGAAAAUUCUUGUCAUUGAUAGCCGACUUGCAUUUAUUGGCGGGCUUGAUCUUUGUUUUGGUCGCUACGACACGCAUUCACAUGACCUCACUGACUAUCUUGCUGGAGACGAACGCAACCCUGAAAUCUUUCCUGGCCAAGACUAUUCCAAUCCUCGAGUAAAGGAUUUCACCAAAGUGAGCCGUUAUGAUAUGGAAACCAUCGAUAAACGUUUGACACCAAGAAUGCCAUGGCAUGAUAUACAUGUGGGGAUGGUUGGUCAACCAGCCAGGGACAUUGCACGGCAUUUUAUCCAGCGAUGGAACUUUAUAAAGUCAACAACUCGAGCUCGAGAUCGUGCGGAAGUGCCUUACCUGAUGCCAAAGGGUGAAUAUGUGUCAUCUCGAGAUGAGAAAAAGUUCCGAGGCACUUGUCGGGUUCAAAUUGUGCGCAGCAGUGCUGAAUGGAGUUUAGGGAUUCCACGUGAACAUUCCAUCUACACCGCCUACAUGGAGUGUAUCUCAAAGGCCAAACAUUUUAUAUACAUUGAGAACCAAUUCUUCAUUACUGCUACUGAUUCAGAGGACAAGCAAAUUAAAAACAUGAUUGGCGAGGCGUUGGUGAAUCGGAUUGAACGUGCAUACCGAGAAAAGGAGAAGUUUCGAGUGAUUGUGGUGAUACCAUCAGCCCCUGGAUUUGAAGGUGAUUUUGCAAGUCCUGACAGGCGAUCCAUGGCUUUGAGGUCGGUCGCUCACUACCAGUACAUGUCGAUUUCACGAGGUAGCCGAUCCGUGCUUGGCAGAUUACACCAAAAGAAUAUCCCAGCAGAAGAGUACAUCGGCUUUUACAGCUUGCGCAACUGGGGUCGUAUCAAACAACCUGAACAAAGUCCCCCUGGCAGUAAUAUCAAAGACGACUCUCCUUUGGGUUCCAUUGCUACGGUUGUAGGGGGUGAAAGCAGCAAUAACAACAACAACAUUGGAGGAGGAGGAGGAGGAGGUUUUCUUGGAAGAUCCAAUAGUGGCAAACAAAAUCGCAAAAGAUCACGGCAUAAGAAUGGCACCAAUGGUGGAUCCGAAGAGCAGGUGCGACGUAGCCGACAAGACUCUCUCAAAAAUCGUAGCCAGUAUCCAGAUGACCGAAUGGAUUAUGUCACUGAACAAGUCUACAUACAUUCCAAGCUUAUGAUUGUGGAUGACAAGACCGUUAUUUGUGGAUCGGCCAACAUCAAUGACCGCUCUCAAUUAGGCAAUCGUGAUUCUGAGAUAGCCACUGUCAUUGAAGAUACGGACCUUGUACCAUCGCGGAUGAACGGGGUACCAUAUAAGGCAUCAAGGUUUGCAUUAACGCUACGAAUGAACCUAUUCAAGGAGCAUCUUGGUAUAGAUGACAAUAGUGCAUCCGUGCAGCUAUCCAAAGAAGAGCAAUGGAAGAUCAACUUGGUCAUGGAUCCCUUGGAUGAUACCUUUUUCCAUGAGGUGUGGAAUAGGACAGCAAAGGAGAACACCGAUAUAUAUCACCAUAUCUUUCGCUGUGUGCCGGAUGAUACAGUGCCCACGUUUGAAGUGCAUCGACGUUUUGUACCCGAUCCCAAUCGUAUACCAGCAGGACAUAUUGCUGAUCCGGCAAAUUGGCCAGAGAAAAGGAUAUUGGAUGAAUUGAACAAGAUUAGAGGUCAUUUGGUGACAUUCCCUACCGAAUACCUGUGUCGUGACAAUAUGCUUGCCAGUAUUGUACAAGAAGCCGUUCCUCCUGCAGUGUUUACUUAG
This is a messenger RNA of Lichtheimia ornata, 3702 nucleotides long. RefSeq lists its product as uncharacterized. Gene Ontology annotation, biological process: cell motility. The record is from RefSeq and is a predicted model, not a curated record. Gene Ontology annotation, molecular function: catalytic activity; phosphatidylinositol binding. The transcript is spliced from 21 exons. Lineage: Eukaryota; Fungi; Mucoromycota; Mucoromycetes; Mucorales; Lichtheimiaceae. Bases 1 to 3702 code for a protein of 1233 amino acids.